This is a messenger RNA of Cyclocybe aegerita, 504 nucleotides long. NCBI's taxonomy places the organism in Eukaryota, Fungi, Basidiomycota, Agaricomycetes, Agaricales, Hemipholiotaceae. The record is from the annotation of a GenBank genome assembly.
AUGAUUGAAUUCAAACCCCGGUUCAAGUCCGCUUCCCUUCAUAAGGUCUCAGAUGAAGGCUCUUCCGCUCUUUCAACCACACCGCCAUCAUCUACGAUAUUCGCCUCGCACAAGGGCUGCUGCUUUGGCAGCGUCGCUCUGCACUCGCGAGCUGGCACUAACCUGUCAUCGCAGCCUGGCUUAACAGCUGUUGGUACUGUGAGAGGCAGGCCCACGCGCACCAUGACGUAUGGUGGUAAUAUGUCCCCUACCACCAUUGUUGCUGCUAUCGGAUUCUCAUGCGGCCUUACCGCCGCGCAUCCGCCCUCUCGCGAGAACGGCCUCGCACCUCAAUACCUUUCGCUCCCGCUUGGCUUCGCACACCAUGGGACGCUCCUACCUUUUCACUACAUCUGCAUAUCAUCUCUAUGCAUUCGCUCCCUUCAGGCCGUGCCUCGGGAUGCCCCUCUGCCCCUGCGUUCCAGAAUGCCCUCCUACGUUGCCUGUCAGCUCCCAGACGAUUGA